Molecule: messenger RNA, 1536 nt
Organism: Lampris incognitus (smalleye Pacific opah)
Lineage: Eukaryota; Metazoa; Chordata; Actinopteri; Lampriformes; Lampridae
Product: ankyrin repeat domain-containing protein 33B-like
Exons: 5
Coding region: 1-1536 (511 amino acids)
Molecular function (GO): protein binding
Source: RefSeq, a predicted model, not a curated record
AUGGUGGUGAUAACAGAAGACCCAGAAGGGUUAAAGGUUCAAAAGAAUGGAGUGGCUGGCAGAGCAGGAGCUGUGGACAUGUCUCUUAUGUCCAUUACCAUGGUGGAAAGAGACGAGGACGAUGGUGAGAGCGAAGGUGGGGAAACUGAUUACAUGCGAAACUAUUGGGAGGAUGAGGACGACGUCUACCAGGAGUUCGAAGAGUUGGACUUUAACUCACUGUCGGAUCCCUCGGACGCGCAGAGCAUUGUUUCAGAUGACUCGUUCUACCCGCCAGAUCAUUCUUUUGCUUCCCACCUGUACCGCUCGCCCAGUCCGGAGAGCCCCGAGCCUAUAUCCUUCUUAAAGGCCUGCUGCAACAACAACGCCAUCAUCGUCAAGAUCAUGAUCAGACAAGGAGUGACAGAGGAGGAAGUCAAGGAGACGGAUAAGAACAAAAGAUCUGGGCUGAUUGUGGCGUGCUACAAGGGUUAUGUGGACGUGGUCAUCGCGCUCUCUCAGUGCCCAUAUGUGGACAUCAACUGGCAAGACAAUGAGGGCAACACUGCGCUCAUGACCGCCGCACAAGCAGGUCACUUUAUGAUCUCCAACUACCUGCUGAACUACUUUCCACGCCUGGACAUAGAGAGGAGGAACUGUCACGGUUUCACGGCCAUGAUGAAGGCUGCUAUGCAAGGCCGAGCAGACACUGUCAGGACACUCAUGUUGGCAGGCGCGGAUGUGGAGGCGCGGGACUAUGGCCGUAAGAUGACUUCUCGGGAGUGGGCUCUCUUCACGGGUCGAUACGAGACAGCCUACCUGAUGGACAGACUGAUGGCUCAGCCCUGCGCGGAGCAGUUCUGUGACUCUUACUGCCUUGAAUGGCCCAUGCUGCAGGAGCUGGUGGCAAAGGCAAAUGCCCCGAAAUCCUUCUGGAAACGUUUCACCAACCUCCGCCUCUGCUGCCCCUUCACGUUCUACUUCAACAGCAAGGUAAACCCCGUGGAUGAUGGUGUCCUGGACCACAUGGUUCGGGUCACCACCAGCCUCUCCAGCCCACUCGUCGCCACAGCCUGCCGCACGGUGAGCCCUGGCAGCCCGCCGUGCAUCGGGAAGCGCCGCUACGCCGUGCAGGAAAUCCUGAAGCGGCAGCGUGUGGAAGAGCUGAGGCGGCUGGGACCAGAGAGGCUCAACAACUACAAGAGACUUUUCCAGAACUCCCGGGUCCUUCUCAUCCCGAAAAAGCCGGCUCGCCGAUCCAGCCUGCAGCCCCAGCUGCUCCGGGAGGUGGCGGCCGUGUCCACGGUGGCCAUGAGACGAGCAAGUCUGCUGCCGUUGAACAUGAUGAGGAGGAGCAGCGUGCGGCCGGGUAUAGUGGUGCCCAAAGUGAGGCUCUGCAAGGCCCCGGUGCCCACCUUCAUACCUGAGAAGAUCUGUGCGAAGAGCGGUGACAACCACCAUCUCAUGAUCCCCAAGUGGAAUUACAAAAUGAAGAAGGAGGAGAGGAGGCAGGAGGAAGACAGGCAGAAGCUGCUCCCGUUGAUAAGAAGGAGGUGA